This is a messenger RNA of Homalodisca vitripennis (glassy-winged sharpshooter), 2336 nucleotides long. RefSeq lists its product as uncharacterized. Bases 7 to 486 code for a protein of 159 amino acids. Lineage: Eukaryota; Metazoa; Arthropoda; Insecta; Hemiptera; Cicadellidae. The record is from RefSeq and is a predicted model, not a curated record. The transcript is spliced from 2 exons.
AGUUGUAUGCGACUGAUGGCGCUGACGCUGGAAGUUGUACAUGUUGUGGAGUGUGGAGGGGAGACUGUAGCGUGCGACACAUUCCAUUCCCCUAUCUGUCACAUCCACACGUCGCGUUGCUGCACUGUGUCACCAGGCAUAAAAUACAAAAACCUGGUGAUUAUGACAACGACAGCAGUGAAAGAGCUCAGAGACCCGAACUGGAUUCUGGACAGGCGGAACAGUGGAAAGCUCUUCUGGCGGCGAGACUCCGGAGAUGAGAGGAAAAGGGUAAAGUUCCGAUGUGAUGUGGAGGUGCUAGAGUACCUGAGAGCGGAGGCGGAGCGGAGCCAUGAACACGACUGGAGUGAUGAGGAGGAUGAUGAUGGACACAGUUGGGGGAGAAGAACCUGGGAAGAAGAGAUCCCCCCUCCCAGUAGUCUCUGGGGUGGAGUGUGUAUAUUUGUGAUAGCCGCUGUGCUGACAUAUCAGUGGUUCUCGGUAUGAUUCUGCAGGAGUUUGAAGUUGUGAGGUUCAAGGAGCUUGCAAAUAAGAAGGCGGUUACCUAAAAUGUUGUGUGUUGCAUUGUGAAGUUGAUUGAACCAUGUCUUGGCAUUUUCGAAAGAGAACCAAAAAACGGAGGAGAUGACCUCUUCCUUCGACAUGGGAAGAAGGAUAGGUUGGUUGAUGUACAUUUAGGAAUGAGUUGGAAAAAUUACAGACAGGCAAGAACUUUUUUGCAUUUAUAAGAAUUUUAAAAGUCUGUUAAGAAGUUUGGAAAUAUUGAAAUCUGAUACAUAACUCAAUGAUUGUGGAUACGAAAAUUAUUGUUGAGAAUGUUGUCAUUAAAUUCAUGUUUUGUCAAAAUUUAUUUUCUCCCUUGAUUAUUAUAUUACAUUUUUUUAACCGACACAAUUUGUAUGAUGUUUAAUGCACCUAAAUUGUUGAUUUUUGAGAAAUAUUGUACGUACCUAGUUCAAAGACAUUUUCAAUAAUUUAAUUGAAAUAUUCAGUAAAAAAUGGUCUGCACAUGAACCAUGAGUGCACAGGCGGGCACUAGACAUUUUGCAGCGUGCGCUAAGAUCUGUCACUAUUACCAAAUUUGCACUUACUAUAUCUAGCUUAUUUGAGUUUUUUUAUUUUUAUUUAUCCAAAGUACUCUAAAUUUAACAACAUUUCACUAUUGAAUAACAAUAACUUUUAUUGUAUUUUUUUUAAUGUGUUGUAAUAUGUAAUAUAGUUGAUAAAUUAUAAUAUGCACAUUUUUUCAUAUUUCAUAAGAAUUUACUUUAUAUUAUAGCUGACAGUGUUUUUGAGCUGUAUAAAGUAUGCACAUACUCAAUACUUUAGGUACUCAAAGGGGCCUGACAAAUUGUUAUGAAUUUUCUUAAAUUGAUUUUGAUUUAAAAAAAUAUUUAAAAAAAAAGUAUUUACCUGGUUAAUACCCUUAAAAUAAUGAAAAGCGUUUUUUAUAUAUAAAAACUUUAAAUAGUGGUUGAAAUCAAGUGGUGUCUUGAUAUUCUGGGGUAAUGAUUGAGCAGUCUACUGUCUUUUCAUUAAAUAAUUUGUUCAUAUAUCAAAAGAAAUAAUCAAAAAGUUUCAACAAGUUUUACCUAGUAAAUCAGUAAAAGAUUUAAAAAUUAAUUAAAAUUUCAGUCACUGUAGAGAACAGCUCAUGUGUUUUAAUAAUGUGUAAAAUCUAGUAUUGGAAUUAUCAGCCAGUAGAUACACAUAUUGGAGUAGGAUUAUAUUACAGAGUUUAAGAUAAGUGGAAAGUGCCUUGAUAUAAAGUGUUAAAUAUCCGUUUGUAUUAUGUAGAUAGUUUAAUAUAUAAAAGCUAAUAUUUUGUAAUUAACAUGUAACGAGUUAAAAAAUGGCUGUGAAUGAAUUCUAAUUUGUAAAUAUAUAAUCUCUAAAGUGGAUGCAAUGAUUGAAUGUGUAAAGGUUAGAAGUUGUAGGUCCAAACAUUUCAUUAAUAUUAUUUAUAUCAUGUUAAAGUAUUAGACCAAUUUAUCUAAAUCAAGAGACCUGUAUUUUGUUUCCAAAAUGUUACAAAAAACAUGUUGUGUAAAAUGGAGUAUACUGAAAUAUGACUCGUUCUCUGGCAACAGUAUAUAUUACUUACUUGACGGUUUUAUUAAUUGUACUUAAAAGUUGCUUUUUGUCUACAUCACAAUAAACAUUAAAAAAAAUCAUCACUUAUAUUUUCGUAACACAUUUGUGAUUUAUUUAUUUGUAUAACUGUUAACUGCCUACAUUCCUUAAGGAAGACAUGUACAGAAUGUAAUGUAGAUAUUAAACUACUGUAUUUAUAACUGUUUUGUAAAGCAAUAUUUUAAAUAAAUAUGUUUUUGUUA